AUGGAGGCGCUCAGGCUGGACGACGCAGACACUUACUGGUGUGGGAUUGAUAGAGUCGGAGCUGACCUCGGGGAUGAAGUCAAAGUGACCGUUGCCCCAGCGUCCACCGCCAUGAGCACCACCUCUACUCUCAUGGCACCCGUCACCCCAGGAGAAGGCCAAGGCCCCCCGACAGUCACCAACAGCAGCUCCCUGCUGGGCAGCGUCCACUUCCGGCUCCUGGUCUUCCUGAAGGUGCCCCUGUUCCUGAGCAUGCUCAGCGCCGUCCUCUGGGAACUGAGCUCCAUGGUGGAGGAUAAACGCCCUGACAGCGAGACUUCCUGGGCUGUGGAGGACGGACCCGGGCUUCCCUGCUUCGAACAACCAACCCCCCAAAUGGAAAUCAAGAAAAGAGUGAACCUCAGUCUGGAAGAAAUGGCCCGGAGGGAUGGGGUCACCGGGCAGCUCCUGGCCCUGCUCCUUCUCCAGAUCCCAGGCUGCUGGUGUCUGGACGGCCCCCGCGUGGUGACCGGCUCCGUGGGCGGGUCCCUGCGUGUGCAGUGUCGCUACCAGGACAAAUACAAGGACCAAGUCAAGUACUGGUGUAAGGUUUCCGGCUGGGUACAAUGUGAAAAGAUUGUGAAGGCCAGCAGGUCACAGAGAGCGGGGAGGAGCGGCCGCGUGUCCAUCCGGGACUAUCCCGCCAACCUGACCUUCACAGUGACCUUGGAGAGGCUCACAGAGGCUGAUGCGGGAACAUACAAGUGUGGGAUUGAUGUAUCAUUCUCAUCUGACCCCGUACGCCAGGUUGAGGUGUCUGUGUCCCCAGGCCUGGAAGUGGCCGUGGGGGCCUGUGUCAGCGCCUUGGUGGCUCUGACCGUCACAGUGGCGGUGAUACAGUCAACACCCACCCGGACCACGGGGACCUGGUGGGAGUCUCUGCGUCCAGACCCGCACCCCGGCUCCCUGCUGGGCAGCGUCCACUUCCGGCUCCUGGUCUUCCUGAAGGUGCCCCUGUUCCUGAGCAUGCUCAGCGCCGUCCUCUGGGUGAGCCGGCCCCAGAGGGACCCUGGGGGGAGGCAGAGUCAGCCUGAUUAUGAGACCCACUAA
This is a messenger RNA of Condylura cristata (star-nosed mole), 1089 nucleotides long. RefSeq names its product CMRF35-like molecule 6. Gene Ontology annotation, molecular function: transmembrane signaling receptor activity. The transcript has 9 exons. Gene Ontology annotation, cellular component: plasma membrane. Lineage: Eukaryota; Metazoa; Chordata; Mammalia; Eulipotyphla; Talpidae. The coding region runs from base 1 to 1089 and encodes 362 amino acids. The record is from RefSeq and is a predicted model, not a curated record.